Protopterus annectens (West African lungfish) is the source of this 2378-nucleotide messenger RNA. RefSeq names its product heat shock factor protein 1-like. The coding region runs from base 355 to 1725 and encodes 456 amino acids. Gene Ontology annotation, biological process: regulation of DNA-templated transcription. Lineage: Eukaryota; Metazoa; Chordata; Ceratodontiformes; Protopteridae. The record is from RefSeq and is a predicted model, not a curated record. The transcript is spliced from 13 exons. Gene Ontology annotation, molecular function: DNA-binding transcription factor activity; sequence-specific DNA binding.
UUCAACAGCUGCGAUUCUUCUUUUUGUAGUGACAUCAUACAAAUGGCGGCGACCGUGCUGUUUUGAGAGGUUCUGAGAGUUGUUGACGCAGUUAUUGGGAAAUACUGCAGUUUUGUGAAUCUUGUUUAGGGAGGUCAAGCAUCUAUUCGUUGUUCGAUUUACCGUCUGGCUUAUAAUUGUGAAACUGACAAAGUGCCGAGCAAUUGGAAGGCAAAGCAAGGGCCUUCAGUCUUGUGUUUCUUGGAGUGGUGGUAGUAUUUGGAAAGACCGUUAUACAAUCAAGAUCAAUAACUACUUGUGGUUCUGGAGCUCCUUGUGGAGGGAGCCUCAGCCCACGGGAGCUGUAUAACGGAAAUGUCUGGUGGGGUCUCGGCUGGAAAUGUGCCAGCCUUUCUAACUAAACUGUGGACGUUAGUGGGGGAUCCUGAUACUGACCCUCUUAUCUGCUGGAGCCCGAGUGGGCAGAGCUUCCAUGUAUUUGACCAAGGACGGUUUGCCAAAGAGGUACUUCCAAAAUACUUCAAACAUAACAACAUGGCCAGCUUUGUGCGUCAGCUGAACAUGUAUGGGUUUCGCAAAGUAGUGCAUAUUGAACAAGGAGGGUUGGUGAAGCCAGAGAAAGAUGAUACAGAAUUUCAGCACCCAUACUUUGUGCGAGGCAAGGACCAUCUUUUGGAAAAUAUCAAGAGAAAAGUAACAAAUGUUGCUGGUGUAAGAAAUGAAGAGGUUAAGGUACGGCAAGACAAUAUUAGCAAGAUCUUAACUGAUGUGCAGUUAAUGAGAGGAAAACAAGACACUAUGGAUUCUCGUAUACUAACACUGAAACAUGAGAAUGAGGCUUUGUGGAGAGAAGUUGCCAGCCUACGACAGAAGCAUGCUGAACAGCAGAAAAUAGUGACAAAGCUGAUUCACUUCCUGGUCUCACUGGUACAGCCAAAUCGUGUGAUUGGAAUGAAGAGAAAAAUUCCCUUAAUGUUAAAUGACAGCAGUUCAGCGCAUCCAUUUCCCAAGUAUGGACGGCAGUACUCAUUCGAGCAUCGGCAUGACACUGAUGAUUUCACACCAUCACCUCCUCCAUAUACCAGUACAAAUGUUUACUCCGCUGACUCCCCCGAAAGCUGUGGCCCGGUCAUCUCUGAUGUAACAGACAUGACUCAUUCAAGUCCUUCCAUUUCUCCCAGCAGUUUGAUGCAUUCUCCUCAGAUGUCAGAGGUCACUCGUCUUUUCCCCAGUCCUACCUCUUCCUCCUCCUCCUCUCUUCAUUGCAGACCACAGCAAGGUAAUGAGCUAACAGACCAUGUAGAUGGUGGUGAUCUUAGUCUGGAGAACUUUCAGAACAUGCUAACAUCACAAGGUUUCACCGUGGACUCCAGCACUCUCCUGGAUCUUUUUAGCCCCUCCUUGUCCGUCACAGACAUGGGUAUACCUGAUGUGGAGAGUGGCCUGGCAACAAUCCAGGAGUUACUGAAUUCACAAGAACAGAAAGGCCCAGAUACAGAGAAUACUGCUGCUAACACAGCAGGAAAACAAUUAGUCCAUUAUACGGCGCACCCAGUGUUUCUUGUUGACUCUGGCUUACCAGAAACAGGAAACGGAGAUUUGCCUGUCCUUUUGGAGGUGGGAGGAGGGUUGUAUUUCACAGAGGAAGAUUCAUCCGAGGACCCUACUAUUGCAUUUCUUGCAGGUGUGGAGCAGCCCAAAGAAAAAGACCCUGGCAUGUCAUAAAUCAUGACUGAAGCGUGAAGGGAAGUCAAGUUUUGCAGAUGUUCUGAUAACAUAGAAUGAAAGGUCUUGAAAAUUAGCUCUUUGUUAAUCCAGCUGAUUGUACCCAUGACAUCAGCAUGAAUUUGCACUGCAUUGGUUUCCGGCCUUAACUGUGUGCUACCCAAGCAUUGCUUAUGUUGGCACGGCCAGUACCAGAUUGAUAGCCUGCAGAUCUGCACAGGAUAGUUGGUGAGAAACCUUUCAUUUGCCAGAGGAGUGGUAAUGUGAGUUUACAUGUGUGCACUGCUUCCAUCCUUACGGAAAUGAAACACUAAUGCUGUACAGUUGGAAGUGGUGUGGUGGUUGUAGUAAAAAAGAGGAAAGAAAUCCGGACGGAAAACGAAUAAGUGAAUAAUCAAGCAGUAGCAUCACAGCCUUGUUCCCUUAAGCUUGCUGCUGUUUGCACGGACAGAGUUUUUCACCACUGCUGUAUGUAUUUAAUGGAAAACGAACUUAUGUACAUGAUUUUCUAUGUUGAUAAGAAGCUUUUAUUUGUGUCCACUUUUGCUUUAGCCAUAUUUGUAUAUUUACAUAGAUUAUUAUGAAUAGUAAAUAUUGUAUUUUGGAUUUUUACAGAAGAGAUGCUUAUAUACAACAAAAGUACUAUAAGAAAA